CGCCACUGUGAGUCGGUGACCAAGGCGCGAAGAGCGCGCUCGCCGCACCGUGACAUGUAGCGCGGCCACCGCGCCGCAGCCUCGCGUAAACACCGCCGGUGGCGGCGCGCCGAUGCGCCUGCCGUCCGGCCCGACGCCCGCGCCUAAAAACCUAACGCAUAAAACCCAGUGCCGUUUUCACUGUUACACCUGAAGCGAGCCCUUCGACCCGUCUGUAUCGACGACCAUCGUCGGAUGGAACCCGGAGUGCGGCGAUUCGCAUCAAGGUUAGAUGAAUAUUUGAAUGUGAGUGUUGUGCGCCGCCCGAAGUCUUCCUGAGCGCCCAGCGCGAUCCCUUCAGCCGUACGCGCACCCCGGCCCGUCGUUUCACUAGCGGCGGGAGCUAGCUCAGACAUGGGAAGUGAGCACUAUUGCCUGAGGUGGAACAAUCAUCAGAGCAACCUGCUGGGAGUUUUCAGCCAGUUGCUGCAAGACGAGAGUUUGGUCGACGUCACACUUGCGUGCUCCGAGGGCGCCUCUAUACGGGCUCAUAAGGUAGUACUUUCCGCGUGUUCGUCGUACUUCCGAUCGCUGUUCGUGGACCACCCUUCGCGCCACCCCAUAGUGAUCCUGAAGGACGUAGGCUUGGAGGAGCUCCGAACACUAGUCGACUUCAUGUAUAAGGGCGAGGUCAACGUCCAGUACUGCCAACUCCCCGCUCUCCUUAAAACUGCUGAGAGCCUUCAGGUAAAAGGAUUAGCUGAGAUGACUACAUUAAGUGCGGCAGGCGUUGACACAAGGAAUGUUUCUGAACCGAUGGAGGAGUGUCAAGCCCAAAACUCAAGUGAAUCCGCAGAACCCAUAGAAAGAUUACACGAGAGAGAAUCUCGUGAUAAAGAUGAUAGGCAUGACGUAAAGGAAACCAGAGAGAGGGAGAACAAAGAUAUUAGAGAAACCAUCAGAGACACGCGCGAUUCUAGGGACAUACGGGAAUCAAGAGAUAGGGACCGUGAUUUAAGAGAACCGCGCGACUUAAUACGAGAAAGAGAACCCCGCGAACUGAGAGAUGUGCGGGACCAUAGAGAAUUACGCGACACCAGAGAGCCCAGGGACUUGAGGGAUCUCAGAGAUCUCCGCGACACCCGCGAUGCCCCUGAAACAUCGCCGCCGAGGAUAUCACCUUUGCUUUCUGUACGAAGGUUUCGGCAAGAAUCGUCGUUAGAGACUUCUACACCCACGCAUCCUCCCAUACCAAAAGAUGAACCACCUGAUGAACCUAUGCGGCCUCUGUCGCCAGAAGACGACACAGUGUCCAUUAGAUCUAAUGGUGCUAAUGAUAAUAUUGGCAUCAACAUGACGAUAAACAGCCACAGCGGCCUUGGCCCGCGAUAUUCUCCAGUGGAGCAAAGACUGAGUGUGCUGAACGCACUACCACACCCCGGCCUGCCGUUACACUCGCAUACUUCUCUGCCGAGCCCUAGAAACGAACCGAUCGCAGGACCAUCUGGAUUACCCCCUGUUCAACAAGUACCUUUGUCAUUAAAGAAAGAAACUGAUUGGGACAGAAGCAAUGAGGAUAAAGGUGGCGGAGAAUCAUCUUCAGAAUAUCGACUGCAACACGAAUCGAUGUGUUUAGAUAUGUCAUGUGGGUCGGCGAGCAUCCCUAGUCCCAUUCCACCUCGAAGCCCGACCGCUCUACCGCUGUGGUCCCCUUUGCUGGCUCUACAAGCCUGUCGAAUUCGGAGAUAUCUCAGCGACGAUUGCAUGACUUACCAAAACCGACACUUGUUGCACUCCGAGAGACGCCGCUGCGGAGUGUGUCUCGCCUCAUUCCCAUCUUCGUGGCUACUUGAACGUCAUGCGGCCCUCCAGCACGCUUCUCAGUCUGCGUGCGAAGAUAAGCCGUUCGUCUGUGAACAAUGUGGACAGAGUUACAGGUAUCGAUCCGCCUACGUUAAGCAUCGAGAACAAAACCACAGGGCGCGCCUGCCAGCCGACAAGCUGUUUACGUGCGACGUGUGCGGUAUGCAAUUUCGCUAUUUGAAAUCUUUCAAAAAGCAUCGUCUCAACCAUACUUUGGAAAGACUGCACACGAAGAACACUGAUCCUCCUGAAGGAAUGGAACCGGUCUCUAGCACAAACGAAGUCCUAAUAGGCCAAUGUGGUGAGAUGGAUCUUUCUCUCAAAAAGAGGAACAGAGUUGAAGCAACUAGAUCUCCGCCAAUUGAAAUUAUUGGUGACGCAGAACAAGACAGCACGGUGGAUUCGAACGGACCGACUGAUUCAAUCGUAACAGUGGAUGAUUCGACCGAUUGUAGAAAUUCCAGCGCUGAAAGUGAAACUAGACGGGAGGAAGACGCCGUUCCCGGGGAAAGAAAACGCGUACCCGUGUCGUUCGCUAGCGUUAGCUCCAUCGCUGACAGCUCUGAAAGCGAAUCCAGGGGCGACAGUUCGAAACACGAAACUUCUAGUUCACAUUCCGGAAUACUGGGCUUCUUGCAAAGCGACGACAAACAACGAGACAGAGAGAGGCGGUUCGCGUGCCCGUUCUGCGGGAAAUGUGUGAGGUCAAAGGAGAAUCUGAAAUUGCACGUUCGUAAGCAUACAGGGGAGCGUCCGUUCGUGUGCCUGUUCUGCGGGCGGGCGUUCGGGGGCAAGAGCGACCUGACGCGGCACCUGCGCAUCCACACGGGCGAGCGGCCCUACCACUGCGAGGCGUGCGGGAAAUGCUUCGCGCGGGCCGACUACCUCUCCAAGCAUCUCACCACGCACGUUCACAAUGCACGUUGAUUGACCGCGCCGUCCUUUUUUAAUCUUUUCAUACCUCUAUAGUUAACGACCGAGUCAUAUUGUAACAGCAAAUCGGAAUAUUUUUUAAAAUGUUUUUAACCUUCAUAAGAAUAUAUCUAAGCAGGUCUAAUUAGAUUUUACACUGUUUUUGGUUCGGAGUUGUAUUUAUAGUUUAAUAGAUAAUUUUCGAUAUUUAUUCUAUACAUUAUAAUAAAAUGGAUGAUAUUUAUGAUAAUUGCUAAGAAACUAAAUAUUUUAUAUUUUUUUGUUAACGUCACACUACACUAUUGGAAUGCAAUAAUAUGGCUAUUAUUACAGAGGCAUUUUCUCUCACUUUGAAAAUGUGUAUAUUUUUUCGUUUAGAAAAGUACAGUCGAAAUUAAAAGAGCUGUUGAUGUGAAUGUAUCUAACGAGCAAUCUUUAAAUUGUGAUGAAUGAAAUCUUGUCUUGGGGUCUAAAAGUCAUGUUUUUUAACAAUAUUUGGAUUCUACGUUUAUGCCAUAUUAUAUUGAAUUAUAUGACUAGGAUAAAAUUCAUUCCAUUGAGGGAAGGUAGUAAAAAAUGUAGUCGUGACGAAUAGGUAAGUAGAAGAAUGCAAAAGCUGUGAUUCAUACGAUUAAGACCAGUCAACAAGUUUAAGAACAUCGAAAAAUGUUUAAUAUAAGUAAAUUAAUAAUAACGUUUUCAUAUUAAUUAUAAUUCAUUAUAGAUUUAGAAAUCUCUCUGUGCCAAAAUAUGUACCUCAUAAAAGUAAACAAUCAAGUAGAUAAAAUAAUUACCUAUUUAUUGCUUAAACACGUGGUUAUAUUCGUUUUACAGACAAUAUACAGUUAGGUUUUACGUGGCCUCCUGGUUCAAUAUUUUUGUUUCGAUUUUGGUACGAUUUUAUAAUUUUGAAGAUUGUGCUCUGCCUAAUUAAACUUAAAAGUUUUUAUAACAUAUACAAAGUAGAAGAGUCGAUAUUUGAUUGCUCUUCCCACGUACCUAAUGUAACAAAAAGGUGUCAUAUCUUUUCUAUUUUAUAAAAAUACUUGCCCGCAGACGUUAAAUGAUAUCUACCUAUACAUAAUAUUUUAAGAUUAAAUACUUACUGCCAAUAUUGUGAUAUUCUUUAUACGUAUGUACACUACAAGUUGUUUCCGUGGGUUUAUAUUUUUAUAUCAUCGGGAAAUAUUAUUUGACAAAUGGAUUUCAAAGAAUCAUUUAUUAAUCUGUCAAUUCAUAAUUAAUAGUAAGGGAGAUUUUGAAUUAGUUAUUUUAAGGGCCGAUUUUUCAAUGCUUGGAUAAUACUUAUUCGUUGAAUAAUGUAUAAAACUACCAUUUUAAAAACGUAUUCAAAUUGCCCGUAUUUGACAGUUUACGUGACAUUUUAAUAUUAUCGCGUAAUACUUUAUUAGACGGAUAAGUUUUAUCCAAGCAUUGAAAAAUCGGCCCUUAAUGGUCUGGUUUAAAAAAGUAUUGUUAUGGAUAUUAUUAUGUUGUUCAACCCCGUUUUUGUGGUCUAAAGAAUAAGUGAGUUUCUCUAUCGAAAUAAAGACUUAUAUGUAUCGCGUCCAAAAUACUAUAGACUGUCGAACUUUUUACCACUACUAUAAAGAUGGAUAUUCGUCCAUUACUCACUUUUUAAUUCAGAUAAACAGAAAAUGUGUCAACUCCAACUACAAGUCUAUUUGACAGGACAAUGUAGGUAAUGUUUCUUUGAAAAUGCAUUUCAGAUUGAAGAGUUGUUACACGCAGGUUCCAAUUAAGAAUAACAAUUAAAACGACCACAUUUUUUCUAUGAAAGCAUCUCUUAAUUACGUUUUGUUUGCCGUUUUUCAAAUUACAAGGCCAACUUAGUAUAAAAACUGUCAAUUACAUGUUUAUUAUUAUAUAGAGAGAUAACUAUGUUACAUAUAAUAGAACAUACAAUAUUAUGCGGGCUAGUAUUUUUUAAUAUAUUCAUAUAAUUUGUGGAGGGAUAAGAUGCACCUUUACGUGAACCUCAUUAAAGGCCUUGAAUUAAAUGGUUAUUCAAUAAAAUAUGUUAGGUUAGUUUAGUUAAUACUGAAAUGUGUCGAUGUUAAGUUAUGACAUUUUGGUUUUUAAUUAAGAAUUGAUAACAAUAUUGUUAUCUGAAAUACCAAUAUCAAAUUUGCCAGAGGGAUAUAAUAUUAAGUAAUUAGGUAGUCGAAAAUAUGGUGUAAACGAAAAGCAAUACUCUGAAUUAUUAUUUUUAUGAUGGAAAUACUCGACGGAAUAUUUGUGUGGAUUUUGGGAAUAAUUAAAAAUAAAACGGACAGUCAACGUUAUGAGUAUCUUUCGGUACAUUAGUAGUAAAAUUACCCCUUGAAACGAUGUCAUCGAACGACGAAAUUAGAAACAUAUAAGAAGACAUAAAUUGUGUAUAUUAUGUAGCUAUUUGUUCCAUUUCAUAUUAAAAUUAUUAAAGUAAGUAUUCAAAAUUGAUGUUGACUGUUUUUAUAAUUAUAUCAGUGGUAGUUACUUGAUGUUGUGGUGUAAAUUAGUGUCUUAUAAUAUUGUUGGUCGAAAAUUACUCAAAGCUCUUUGUCAUUUGAUCGCUCAUUGGCUGAAUGAAGCGGAGGUACAAGUAAAAUUGUACUUUCCGUAAAAAAAUGCGAUUUGAAUAAUUGCCCAUUCAUUUUAGAGUUACCAAUUACUAUGUACAUCUUAUACGGUAUGCUACGGCAAAGAAAGGAUUCGCACACUCUUGGUAUGUAUAGGUAUUAUGGUGAACAACUGCGUUUCAUUAUAACGCUAGUUUAUCCAAGUUGCAAGGAAGAUGUACAUAGAUUAAGAAAAGGGCUUAUUAAAUUAUUCUUUGAGUAGUUUUUGACCUUUACGUAGUAUUUAAUCGGUGUGGUCUUCUUUAUAUAAAUUUAUUCAUGUAUCUACUUUAUGUAACUAUGAUGUUUUAUUUUAUAAUCGGAUUCUAAAGAAUAUUGAGCACGGCAAGUUUUGUAAAUAAGUGCUACCAGGUCAAAUGUGAUAAAUUAGGAUAUAAGAGAUGUAUAAUAAUGGAUUUAUAAGUCCCUGUGUUUCACGGCGAUAUGAAGAUCGUAACAAUGAAAUGAAAGACAACAACGCGGUUUUCGCUGGAGAGUUCCCAUUCAAUAAAUUUCCUUGUUACGACAAAGAUAGUUCGUGAAAUGCAAGGCAUAUAUUUCUUUUUUAAUAUUAUUAUAAUGUAACUACAUUGUCAUUAAAUCUCAGUUUGAUUUCAUCAUCCCUGAUGAGAACGUAUCGUGAUUCCUGACCACUUUUCACAUUUUUAUUGCUACACUGUUUAUUGUAAUAUAUUGGGCAUUAUGUUUUAAUUAGUAAAUAUCUUAUUUAUUCAACAUUGUAAUUGUAAAAGUGCGGUUAGAUUUGUCACUUUGUGUUUUUUUCGUAAAAAAAUGCACUGAUUAGCCAACGCGAAGGGGUCAUUCGUAUUGGUUGUAUAUUAUUUUUUUUAUUUAAUGUGUUGCCAGUAAGAAGGUAGUCGUAUAUGCAAAAGUAUUAUGACACUUGAUGGAGUUCACGCAUACGUGAUAAUUUUUGGACGUAAUUAUUUAUUAGUUAUUUCAUAGUCAGCUUUAUAAGUUUUUAAAAGCGUUCAAUUUUUCCACACGUUGACAUAAAACAUUCAAUAAGCGCACAGUUUUUAAUCACGUCUCCGUCCGUACAGAUUAUUCAAUUUUGUAUCCACUCAAUUAAUUCCUUGUUUUUUUCCACAGUUUUUUUCUUAAUUUCAUUUAUUGGGUUGAAGUUUUUAUAAUGACAAUUCUUCACAAUUUUUUUGUAAGUUUUGUGCUCGGAAACUAGAAAGGAGUUUUACGCGAGAUAAUGAUUAAUAAUACCUCUCUUUCAAUUCACAGUGACACUUCUAUGCUCCUUGUAUGGUGGAAUAUUUGAUAUAUUAUAAUUUCUGAACGACAAAACGUAUAAUACGAGAUACAGAGUGUUUUCUACAUUACCCCAUUAUAUUGUAAGAAUGUUUUAAAGGAAAGCGAAGGUUUGACAAUUGUUAUUAUUGUGAUAUUACUAUAAGUUGAGACCGUUAAAUAGAAACUAAAGUCUCCGCGAAGAUAGACAACAACGAUUGAUUCUAGACUGAUUUUCGGGUAGAGGUGUAGGCCAGAAAGAUCACAGGUAAUAAUUAAUAUAAUUACAUAAUGAUUGAUUUAUUUAAAAGCCAAACGCAGUCUCAAUAGUCUUUUACAUAAAUCACUAAGAGAGUUUAUUUAAUUUUAAACGUAACUUAUAUCUACAGAAAGUUUUAUAUACCGAUCUUAAAUUAUUUUUCAGAUGUAUUGAUUUUUAUACUUGUCCAUAUUAUACAACGUGAAUAGUGGUAAGUGUAGUUAAAGUAGAUGGGUCUGUUAACCGCGUGGUGCUACAAUGUGUAAUGAUAUGUGAUAGAUAUUGUUCUUCAGAGACAUUUUAUUUAUCGAAGCUUCCAUAGAUAAUUGUGACACACCUAACAUAAUAAUGACGUCAGCAAUAAUUUUGUUUAGGUUAAUAUUGUGCGUUUAAGACUAUUUUUUGUUUUGUAAUGUAUAUAAUGUUCAGUGCAAUGCGGUGUAAGUCAGUCGUUUAUUUACUUCGAAAGGUUUAGUUUAAGUUGAAAAGUUGACCAAAUACUUUCGUCUGAGCAACAAAAUCAUAUACAUAGUCUGGCUUUGGAACUUGUGUAAUUAUCGAUGUCGAUAUAAAUUUGUAAAUGUAACAAUGGAGACUUGGCUAGGUAGUAAAUAUUUAUUUGGAUUUAAAUACGUUUUGAUGGCUCAUUGUAUUUAUUAUUUGUUAACUUGUUUUACGGCUUUAGGAAAGGGAUGUGAAUAGCCACGUUAUCCAAUAAUAAUUAUAAUUAUUAAUAUUUAUAACCAUUGUACAAUUUUCUUAAAAGAAAGCAUAUUUUCAUGUGAAGUUAGUGAUAAUCUCUUCAGUCCUCCAAGGUACUAUGAGAGUUUGUUGACAAGGUUCGUUUUAACAAUCAUUUUUAUACGAAAGUACACCUUGAAGCUGAAGAAUCAUAUUUUACCAAAUUUCAUUUUUGUUUUUCAAUUGAAUUUUAUCCUUAGAUUUUUUACCUAUUAUUUUGUUGUUAAACUUUUCUUAGUUUAGUCUCGGCAAAAAUGCAUUUUGUCUUUAUUCUUUUUAAAGUUUUAUCACAUUGAGUUCUGUCAGUAAUGGGUGAACUUUCACUAUUUUAACCAACUUAUAUAAACACAUUGUUACAUUAUAUGAUAUAUUUUUUUUACUGGUAUAUUUCAGAUAAUUAUUACUGUUAACCAAAUAAGCCCGUUUUAUAGUUUUAACGUGAAGUUAUUAACUUUUUAUAUAGGUAUUUUAAAGAUUUUUAUGUUAAGUACGUGAAUCCAUCUAUACAAUGAAACAGUCCAUUAAUAAAAUCUCUUGUCCAUUGUCCAAAUAACGUAGGCAUAGUUUCAAAUUUUGUAUGUGUUUAAUACACACCUAAAUUAAUAUUGCUAUUGUGUAACUUAAUUUAAAUAUUGAUGUGCAAAAUUAUAGUAAAUGUCUUGGAUCUCUAAAAUUAAAAAAAAAAAGACAAAAACACUUUACGAAAUUUCUAAAUGUGACAUAAAUGUGUGUGUUGUAGUGUUAUUAGGCGUAAAAAUUACUAUGAAAUAUGGUUACUCAAUAAUAUGAGCGACUGUCGAUUUGCUCAUUUUGUGCGUUUUUGUAUAACCAUGAUCUCAUUAGCGGUAACCAUAUUUUCUAGUGUGUUAUAUAAAUAUUUGGCACUUUAAAAAAGGCACAUUUUUCUUAUUAUUGUAAUUGAAAAAUGGUUUGAAAACGUGUUGAAAUGGAUUUGUUGAGUACAUUAAUUUCAUAAUGAAAUAUAUUUGUUUCAUUAA
Molecule: messenger RNA, 8633 nt
Organism: Colias croceus (clouded yellow)
Lineage: Eukaryota; Metazoa; Arthropoda; Insecta; Lepidoptera; Pieridae
Product: protein bric-a-brac 1-like
Exons: 7
Coding region: 394-2769 (791 amino acids)
Biological process (GO): regulation of transcription by RNA polymerase II
Cellular component (GO): nucleus
Molecular function (GO): protein binding
Source: RefSeq, a predicted model, not a curated record